AUAAAAAAAUAAAAAAAACUAUAAAAGUAAAUGUGUUCUAUAACAUAUCUCAAAUUUACAAAAAUAGGAAACACUGAGAUUUAAAAGUGUUCGUUUUGUCAUGGAAUUACUCAGUAGUUUGAUCAAUAAUGACGUCUUUGCCCAAACUGGCGAAUUUGCGCUUAAAAUCGCUCACAAUCCGUCGAAAAAAAGACGAAAACCCCGUGGAAAAGCUUCUAGAACCGAUCGAAAACCUCGAACCCUCAUCUGAAAGUGAUUUCAGCGAAAUUUCGGACGUUUUUGACGACUUCCACAAAGACAGCCACCUUAAACGACGCGAUUUAACCAAACACGAAGCCGAUAUUCUAACCAUGAGUGAAUUCACCGACGAUUUCAAGAGAACAAUGGCCCAAAUCCGAGACGACUUGCGUAUAAGUCACGAAUUUGGAUUAUACCAAGAAGAAACAAUGGAGGAACCGAAAAUUCCACCUCAAAUUCCACUCGAAGAGGAGGUAAUUGAAUUAGAGAGACACGAAUCGAGUGACAGCACGUCAUCGAUCACGUGGCAUUUACUGGCGGUGAAUCGCACCAAUCACAAGUUCGAAAUCACCCCACCCGGUUAUAACGCAUUUAACCAAACCGAAUCGCAUUGGUUGGAACGUGAGUCGGUUUCGUGGGACAAACUCGCGAAGGCUGCUCUUAAAUGUGAAGCGUGGCUCGAGCAGUGUUGCCAGGUGUAGUGAAAUUUCACCAAAUCUGGUGAUUUUUUAGA
Messenger RNA from Tribolium madens (black flour beetle), 751 nucleotides. RefSeq lists its product as uncharacterized. Lineage: Eukaryota; Metazoa; Arthropoda; Insecta; Coleoptera; Tenebrionidae. The record is from RefSeq and is a predicted model, not a curated record. The transcript has a single exon. The coding region runs from base 129 to 719 and encodes 196 amino acids.